Egretta garzetta (little egret) is the source of this 3926-nucleotide messenger RNA. RefSeq names its product BAG cochaperone 1 (gene BAG1). NCBI's taxonomy places the organism in Eukaryota, Metazoa, Chordata, Aves, Pelecaniformes, Ardeidae. Gene Ontology annotation, cellular component: cytoplasm; cytosol; nucleus. Gene Ontology annotation, molecular function: adenyl-nucleotide exchange factor activity; protein-folding chaperone binding. Bases 225 to 746 code for a protein of 173 amino acids. Gene Ontology annotation, biological process: protein stabilization. The record is from RefSeq and is a predicted model, not a curated record. The transcript has 7 exons.
AGGUUUCACUCCGCUGCUGGCCGCGUCUUCCCACUGGUGUCCGAAAAGCUGUCUCCCUCAAGCCGGGUCACUUAAGCUAAUCCAACAGAAGGAGAAAAAAAAAAAAAAGAACCCCAGCUUUUUGCGUAUCAGCAAGAUGAUUAAACUGACCACACAGGGGUAAUGAAAAACACAGUAUUCAGGUCGCAUCUCAACAAGAAGAUGGUGAACCUACACUACAAGACAUGGCUGUACUUAUUGAACAAGUCACUGGAGUUCCAGUUCCUUUUCAGAAGCUGAUAUACAAAGGGAAGUCUCUGAAAGAACUGGAACAACCGUUGUCAGCACUUGGUGUUAAAAAUGGUUGCAAAGUCAUGUUGAUUGGGAAAAGGAAUAGUCCAGAAGAAGAGGCUGAAUUAAAGAAGUUAAAAGAUUUGGAGAAGUCAGUGGAGCAAAUAGCUAAUAAGUUAGAGGAAGUUAAUAAAGAAUUCACAAGUAUCCAGAAGGGAUUUUUAGCAAAGGAUCUCCAAGCAGAAGCACUAAAACAGCUGGACAAGAGGGUAAAAGGAACUGCAGAGCAGUUCAUGAAGAUCCUGGAACAGAUUGAUGCCAUUAAUCUGCCAGAGAAUUUCAGUGAUUGCAAACUGAAAAAGAAGGGGUUGGUGAAAAGGGUUCAGGUUUUUCUUGCCCAGUGUGAUACCAUUGAAGGAAAUAUUGGUCAAGAAAUGGACAAGCUACAGUCAAAGAAUUUGUCGCUGGCAGAAUGAGGCCUUGCCCUACGUAAUUAGGAAACAUAAUUGCUCUAUGAGCAAGAAGAAAAGUUUGCUCUUUGUUUUGGAGCACGUAUUCAGCUUUUUUUUUUUUUUUUUUUAAAGCCCAGUCUGUUAGACUGGUACUAGUCAAUCAUUUCUUGCUGGUUGUCUUGUUUGCCGCUUGGUUAGACCUAUUAUUUUGAAAAGAAAACCCUUCCUGAAGAAUUGCAGAAAUAAUCUUUGUGGUGAAUUGUUAUGUAUCUUAUGGACGAAUGUUUAGUUAACUAAGUUACAAAGUUUGCAGUAAUGGGCAAUUUUGUCUGAUAUGUCUUGGAAUUUAUUUACAGCUCAAAUCAAAGAAGGUCUGUAAUCGUACAAGUGCCAUAAGUUGCAAUUGUAGGACUUCAGCUUGAAGGAAAAAGGCAAACUGAGACGACAUCUGGGGAAGUCGAACAUUGCAGUAGACAGUUCAGAGCAAUAAAAAAACCCCUACGCAUUUGUAUCUACUUAAUGUUUGUAUGCAUUUAUAAAUAUAAGAAAGCUUGACUUAUAAGGGAGUCGUACCUAUUUUAGCCUUAAAUUGUCAUAAUAAAUGGCAUGUACUGUAACAUGUAUGGUACUUAAUUUUGAGUGGUGCUUUAAGUUGUUACUGAGCUCCUUGAUACAGACGUAUGUUUUUUUACAUAGAUUUCUGAGGUACUGUGUUUUUUAUAGAUUAUUCUUAUUUUUAUUGUUUGUGUUCCGUCUUGAGUUAUGGUGGAAAAUGAAAUGAGGUUACUCAUGCUGCUCAUACGCCAAGGGUUCAGUUCAAGCAAAGUAUAACUAAGGAGCUAUUUUGAAAGGCUUUUUUAUACUUCUUUUCUGAUUUCACUGAAUUCAUGAUGCUAUAUUUAAUGGAAAAUUGCAGUGAUUAUUUCUAGUCUGUUAAGGUAAUCGGUGAAUUUUUAUAACGUGUUACAAAGUGACGCAACUUUAUUUUCGCAAUGCCAUGCAACUGAGGAUGAUGACUGAUUCUUGCAGUCCGAUACGUGCCAUGCUUAGCUUUCUCUGUUAGGUGAAAAAUAAGCUUUUGUGGGGGAGAUUGUAACUGUCAGCGGGUGCAGCCAACUUUGCAGUUGUUGGUCAGAGCCCGUAUCUAAUGUACCUGUAGCGGGAGUUGCUUUUUCACUGAUGCUUCUGGUCGGUAGGUCGGUCGUGUAUGCAGUGGCUGGUGAAGUAUUGACUGGAAAGGAGCCCAUUUCCCUGGGGAAAGAAAAGCUGUCUUGUCUCAAAUGAGUCAGACUGAGGAUGUUUGGAAAUGGCCCCUAGGUAGUGAGUCUGUAUCCACAUGCCUCUGUUUUAAGAUUAGCUGUCCUUUCAAGAUGAAGUAGGAAAUGUGUCUAAAAAAAAAAAAGUUAACUUCUAACAAGUUAUAAACCUUAAAUGACACCUAAAGUAUUAUUAUUAAAGUAUUAUCUGUGAUGUAUGUAAUUGGAGGAGCAUUUCUUUAGUGAAAAAUGCCAUCGGACAAAUGAAGUGAUGGCCCUGCAUUAGAAAGGGUCACUUUUAUUCUAAAAAUGCUUUUUGACCAUACCAAGAUUGGAGUUGCCAUAGUUUUUGCAGUUAACCAGUUUCUUCAGGGUGGUAGGUUGUAUUUUUUCCAUGUGCAUGGAAAUGUUCCAUGUCUCUUCUCAGCAUCUGUGGGGGAUUUUAAGGUCUAAGCUCCUAGGAGGCUUGUCUGUCAUGUUAGAAAAUGGUAUGUUUGGUAGGACUGUGGGUAUUUUUUCCUAGGCUACUAAAUCUGGUCAUGCUGCAUUUUCCCAGCACUUUAAGGUUAGGAGGAAGAAGAGUUGGUUGUAGCCAUUUUUGUGAAGCCCUACCUAGCUUGGUGCUGCUUCGGGUCCAGAUUCAGCUGACUCUUAAACCCACCAGCAACACAGUUGCCUAAUUCGGGGGAUGCAAGAUUACCCACUUCCCCCUGGUGGAAAGGAUCCUCACCCUCUCAAAUGCAAGUCCUCUAAUGCCUUGAACAUUUGCAGAUGCAUAAACAAAGUAUCCUCUUGUGCCCGUGAAGACAACUGGGAGCUGUGGUUAUGGCAGGGACUGCGACCGUUUCUGCUGCUCCUUCGUAUUCUUCUCUCUUGGGUGGGAACACUGAGGCUGUGGGCAGACUUCAUCUUCCCAGAAACCACUGCUUCUUGAGAUGUGCUUGUGUGAGUCCGUCCUCAGCCUGUCUCAAAGCCAGGUGGAUUAACUUUAAAAUGUUCCGUAGCAGAUCUUGUGAUAAUCUGGUACUUAGAGGCAAAGGAAGUGAUGAUGAACCUCUCCCACCAGCACAUCUGGAUUCAGCAGAGGGUGGGCGUCCUGGGCUGAAGUUACCUUACAGUGGUAACUCCUGGUAUCAGGGCAUUUGGUUUCUAGGACAAAAGUAGGUGUAUGAAGUAUAAAAGUUUUUGUCUUCCAAAUAUAAAAAUGAGUUGAUUUGUUUCGGAAAACAAAUGGUUGUACUUAGAGUUAGCUAAGACUUUCUAGAGUGGAUUGACUUUUAUACCUAGUUUUGAAAGACGAGCCCCACGCUUCAUAAUAGCCUUAAGUUUCAGUAAAAGCAAACUUCUAUGCUUUUGAAAAGUGGAACAGACUACAGUUGUGGGAGGAAGGGGAAGGAAGAGGUAAUUUUAAAUAUUCUACACAAUUUGUAAAGGUAAACGUAGAUCUUGAUCAAGCUUAAGGUAUAUUCUCACUGAUUCUGUAGUCUCGGUGUACUCUUGUACCUAUUUUGCUACUGAAUCAAUUAUUUCCUCGCCCCAGCCAUCUGCCCUGAUCACCUCAAAAGAGAAGUGACUCCCUUCUCCCUUAGCUACACCGACCCAUCGUCUUCCUCCGGCUGCCGUGUUGCUCUGGAUGGGUUUACACACCUGGGAUUUGCCAUCCGGGCAAAAUGUCUCACCACGACGUUUGUCUUUUUAUGAAAGCGGAAAUCGAAUCACGCACUCCCCUGCCUGCCGUGCUCCCCCAGCUCCCUACAAGCUGUCGUGCGGGACGAACCAGACCCGGUGUUUGGGGGAGCCGCGGGGUCUGGAGCCGGGGGAUGGCUUGCUCUCUGGUCACGGCGUCCUCUCUGACCAAGUCCUCCCGAGGGUAAAGUCGCUGUAAACCCAGGGUUUGACUUUUAAUGGUUGCUUGUGGCUUGGAGCGGAGUACUUGGAACUUGGGGGU